UUUUCACCUAGAUGGAGGAUGAAAUCAAAAUGAGGAGGUUGUUACCUUCGCUUAAGCCGCCAAGAGACACCCCCACCCGCCGAGGAUCGCUAUUGAUGUCUACCCUUCACCUUCGUUUCCUGCCUGCUUCAAUUUGAAGAAAUUGAAGGAAUUAGAAGCUAUUCAUCUAUCGAUUGUAUAAGAUGUAUGGGAUUUGAGAUCUUGAUGUGGCUAGGUAGGAGUUUUUGUUGGUCCACCACAUGUUCGAUGAAAUGCUUAACAAACAAUACUGGGUUAAACCAGAUGACAAUGAAUCCAAUCUCAACUAUUGACUUAAGAUCUAUCCACAUGAUGGAAACUGGAAAGGGGUUGUUGGUGACAAUCAAUUAUACGAGGGCAUUACCGAAUCAUCAUUAUAAUAAAAGAGUGAAGCAGGUCGUACUAGACAGAAUGAAGAAGGGUAAUAUUCUUCACAUGUAAUCCUGCAAAUUGAUCAGACCUAGACAACCAAAAAAGGCACGGAAGCUUUAAUUUUAUUCUUUUACAAUGAUAUUGUUCUCUAAGAAUGAAAUCGAAUUUUAUUCUUUAAUUUUUUUUCAUAUCAGAAUGCAAACACGUGUUCAUUCUAUGAGAAUAUAAAUAUUACAUAAAACA
Messenger RNA from Lactuca virosa, 633 nucleotides. The record is from the annotation of a GenBank genome assembly. Lineage: Eukaryota; Viridiplantae; Streptophyta; Magnoliopsida; Asterales; Asteraceae.